AUGAAAGAAUCAUCAUCAAGUUUAAAACGACAUUCUACAAAUCACAGUCAAAUCAAUUAUGAUCAAUAUGCAGAUGAAUGCCCAGACGAUGAGCUUGAUUUUCAACUAAUUGAUUACAACAAACAGAGAAGGAAACGGUUCAUAUGUGAUAAAAAUGAUCGAGUUCAAGCACGAACAAUAAUCAAUUUGAAUAUCAAUAAUAACAAAAAUUUACAAACAACAACGAUAAGUAAUAACAAAGUCAACGACAAUCCAUUUCGAAUAUCAAAGCAUGCAUUGGGUUAUGCAUCUAAAUAUCACUUUCAACCAAUUAAAUUUGAAUGUGAUCCAAAAAUAAAAGAUCAACGUGAAUGUUCAAAAUUCAUUCAAGCAUUUUUUAAUUAUAUUAAAAUUGAUUUUCGAAAGCAAAAUGUAUCAUACGGGUAA
Rotaria sp. Silwood2 is the source of this 426-nucleotide messenger RNA. The record is from the annotation of a GenBank genome assembly. NCBI's taxonomy places the organism in Eukaryota, Metazoa, Rotifera, Eurotatoria, Philodinida, Philodinidae.